Molecule: messenger RNA, 1963 nt
Organism: Stegastes partitus (bicolor damselfish)
Lineage: Eukaryota; Metazoa; Chordata; Actinopteri; Pomacentridae
Gene: c8a
Product: complement component 8, alpha polypeptide
Exons: 11
Coding region: 22-1818 (598 amino acids)
Biological process (GO): complement activation
Cellular component (GO): membrane attack complex
Molecular function (GO): protein binding
Source: RefSeq, a predicted model, not a curated record
ACCAGCUACUUCUUUUUCAGUAUGGGGAUAUUAAAUUAUGUAUUCCUGGGUUUAUGCACACUGCAUCUGUUUAUCAAUUUUAGCACCAAUGUGAAUGCGUCCCAGGAGCCACGGACAACUGCUGAUAACAGUGGGGCUGCGAUGAGGAGGGCCAGAGCUGUGAACAGACCGAUACCGAUCAACUGCAGGCUGGGGAGCUGGUCGGCGUGGACACCGUGUAACGCCUGCACAGACAAAAAGUUCCGUUUUCGAAGCCUAGAAAAACCCUCACAGUUUGGUGGGACAGACUGUAUCGAGGGACUGUGGGAGAGGCUGGCAUGUCCAACGUCAGCCUUGCAGUGUCUGGUGCCGGAUUACUGCGGAGACAGUUUCACCUGCAAAGAAACAGGGCGCUGCAUCAGCCAGUCCCUUCGCUGUAAUGGAGAACCAGACUGUGAUGAUUUUUCUGAUGAAGACGGAUGUACGGAUUUGAACCGGAGAGACGACAAGUGUUCCACCCUCCUGCCAAUCCCCGGCGCUGAACGUGGCACUCAGGGGUUCAACAUCUUAACUGGAGACUUUGUUGAUCACGUCCUUGACUCGAAGUACUUUGGAGGACAGUGUGAAUACGUCUAUAACGGUGAAUGGAGGAAGUUCGUUUAUGAUGCGUUCUGUGAGAACCUGCACUACAAUGAAGAUGAAAAAAACUACCGGAAACCUUACAACUACCACACCUACCGUUUUGUGGCUCAGGCUAAAUCGGAGAGCUCUCAUGAGUAUUUUGAAGAUUUGUCGAGCUUGCUGACGGCGAGGAAAACCAUGUCCUCCUCCAACGGUGGAGCCUCCAUUGGGAUCAGUUAUGUUCAAGUGGGCAUGAGUGGCAGCGGAGAAUCGGAGUUUCUCAGCAACUUAACACGGCAUAGAAGCCAGGACCUUGGCUUCAUUAGACUUCAGUCCAAAGUACAAACUGCCCACUUCAAGAUGAGAACCAAUCAGCUGAUGCUUCAUGAAGAUUUCUACAUUUCACUCAUGGAGCUCCCAGAGCAAUACGACUUUGGGAUGUACUCCAGAUUCUUGAACACAUUCGGCACCCACUACGUCACGGAGGGAACCAUGGGGGGAACCCUGGAAUACAUUGUGGUUGUCAACAAAACAUCUAUGGCAGAAUCAAAAAUUGAGGCUGAACAAGCUGGUUCAUGCAUCGGUGUCUCUAUUGGUUUUACCUAUCCAUUAGAUGAAUAUGCAAAAAUAGAUCUAAAGUGGAAAAAAGAUUUUUGUAAUAAAGAUGGAAGGUUUGAUCAAGAAAAAAGCUCUAAAUCAUCUGUGAUUGAGGACGUUGUUACUCUGGUAAAGGGAGGAAUCAUAGACUCCAGCGCUGGGCUGGCGGCCAUCAGGAACCCCGACACGUACAAGAAGUGGGGAGCAUCUCUCAAAUACAACCCAGCAGUCAUCGAACAUGAGACCAUGCCGAUUUAUGAGCUCGUGCACUACAGCACAGCUGCCGACCAUGUAGGUGCUCGAAUGGCCAACUUACAGAGGGCUUUGGAUGAGCAUCUGCAGCAGUUCGACCCCUGUCGCUGCGCCCCCUGCAGGCACAACGGGAUCCCCGCCCUCUCAGGAACCUCCUGUACCUGCAUCUGUAAGUCUGGGUUCCAGGGAGAGGCCUGUGAGGAGACACUCGGGAGAGAUACCAAGACAGAUGGGGUGUGGUCCUGCUGGGGGCCCUGGUCAUCCUGCACAUCAGGGAGGAAGACUCGGACACGAGUCUGUAAUAACCCUCCACCUGAUGGAGGCGGAGCAAACUGCCUGGGCUCCACUUCUCAGGCUCGCCGCUGCUAACGAGAAGCUUGUCUCAGAUUUCAGGGUAAAGAGGCUGUUGAGUGCUAUCACAAAACUCUCCUUUUCAAAACAUUAAAGGCCUCAGAAAUGAAACACACUGUAAACACUGUAUAUCAAAAGUGGGAAUAAAUGCGUGUUGUGCAGA